GGACAAGGCCUUGUCAGCCUGUCAAAGGAUCGCGCUAAACUCUUGGGAAACAAUUAUACACUAAUACCUACCUGCCACAUCCCCGAGUGCCGCUGACAGGGCGUUUCCAGAGCACAACGCGCGCCAUGCAGCGUUCUGCUAGCUCUGCACCAGCAGUCCAAGGGACUAUUCCCUUUUUCUCUACUAAUAUUUGGGGCACCUCAUCUAAAUCCGACUCGAAUACGCAAGGCUCAGCUCCCGGCGCCAGCGCGAACAGCAGUAACAGUAAAUCACGUCCUGGAACAAGCUCCGGCGACCAGUCGAAAGAUCACAGCCGGCGGCCUUCCUUCGGUCGCAAGUCCUCCAUUUCCUCCCCGUCCAAGGGAAAGCGGCGCGCGAGCUCGUCUGCCUCGAACGGGGGAGGAAGCGGAGGGCAAAUCAUCACCGACGCAACCGCACCGCCGGCCCUUCCUGAUUACGCCCUCGCCGCCGCCGCCAAGGUCGCGAGAGAUCCUGACGCCGUGCUGUCGCCGACAUCAGUCGACUCGUUUUCUAAGAUGAUCAGCCGCACGAUGUCUGCGCCCUCAGGCGGUAUCCAACAAACAAUGUCUGGAGCAUCAGGGGCAAAUCUGUCGCCCCAGUCUAGCAUUCCUAUGAUACCGACAGAAUCUCCAUCGCUUUAUAGUCAUAUUCAAGACCUUGCGAAUAAGAGGAUAUCAACGCUAGAUUACCUCCGCAAAGCCCAUGAAGGACGUAUUUACUGGUUUAAUACGCUCCUCUUCGAUAAGCCUGACUUAGCUCGCAUGCCCUACUUUGAUAGUCGAAAGCUGGCGCGCCGUGCGACAAACUACCUUUUGCUGGGGCUUUCAAUACCCGUUGUCAUCGAUUUGAAUUCAUCCACGCCACUCGAGUUUUUGCGUUCACUCAAUACUUUACUCAAUGAGUUCGACUCCUAUCAACAGAUUCAUACCGAGAAUGGGGUGAGCUCAAGCUCAUUAUCGCGUGCCCGCCUGCCGCAUAUGUUUCGUCGACCAGGUGGCAAGGGGCGCCGACAAUCAGGAGCAGCAAGCAUUGAUUACGCAGAUCCUAACGCCGCCAGCUUCAACAAGGAUGGGUCAGCAGUUAAUGCGGCGCCUGCUUCGGUAAUCAACUUUGGUCUCGGUGGGGAGGGCAACGAUUUGGUAGCAGGGGAGGAGUAUACACACUUACUCACCCCCAACCUACCCUUUGAUCCUGAUUUCUUUGAGACGUUUGCAACGCUAUGCGAUGUCCUCAUCGACUGCUACUCUCGGCUUAUGAGUCUCUUGACGGGUCCAAAGGAUUGCACACCUCUAAUCCUUGAGCUAUUCACGAAAGCAGAUUCGCGCGUACGCAAAAUCAUCAUCCAGGGAGUUGUGAAAGAGUUCGAAGAUUCUAGCAGAACCGGCCUGAAGCAAGAAGUCGCGAAUGUUGGUAAAGUGGUUCUAGGUGGACUGAUGUGAGAGUAUUUCGAUGUUUGCUUUGUCAUGCAUAAGCUAGGAAAAGGCCUAAGCGACCACGGCGUUACUGUCUUACUACUACGUUAUCAGUCAUUGCAUGGCCAGGGAUGGGUAUGAGGCGUAUGUUUGAACUAAUAUGUAGACAUUGUCCCUCACGGGAUAUUAUAUACUUCCUAAUUCAAUAUUGACUAUCAAAGGGA
This is a messenger RNA of Xylaria bambusicola, 1657 nucleotides long. RefSeq lists its product as uncharacterized. The coding region runs from base 126 to 1460 and encodes 444 amino acids. Lineage: Eukaryota; Fungi; Ascomycota; Sordariomycetes; Xylariales; Xylariaceae. The transcript has 2 exons. The record is from RefSeq and is a predicted model, not a curated record.